AUUCUCUCACCCAUCUCUCUCUCUCUCUCUCUCUCUCUCUCUCUCUCUCACUUCCCCACUGCUGCUUCAAUCGCUCUCUAUGUCUCCGUCGCCGGACUCGCCUUAAUCGGCCGUCAAAUCCUCCACAGAUAACUAAGGCAGUUAUUCAUGGCCCCGGUAAGGAAAACAAAGGGUGUGAAUAAGAGGUUUCCUUAUUUGAAUGAGGUUGCUUCUAACAAAUAUGGAGACAAUGCUAACAAAACUAAGCAGAAAAAGAAAAAGUUGUCUGACAUGUUGGGUCCUCGAUGGGCCGAAGAAGAGCUAGAGCACUUCUAUGAAGGAUAUCGCAAGUACGGGAGAGACUGGAAAAAGGUUGCUUCGGUAGUACGUCACCGAUCUGUGGAGAAUGUAGAGGCCCUUUACACUAUGAAUCGGGCCUACUUAUCUCUUCCUGAGGGCACUGCUUCUGUGAUGGGUCUAACAGCGAUGAUGUCUGACUAUUACUCUAUGCUGGAAAGAAGUGACAGUGAACAAGAAAGCACCGACAAUGCGGGAACCUCAAGAAAGGCUCGAAGGCUUGCAAGAGGUAAAUUACAAAAAGACGCCUCAAAAGGAUCGGAAGGACAUAUUCCAGAGAUUCGUCAGUCCCAUUCAAUUGCAUCAGAUGACUGCUUGUCACUGUUGAAAAAUAGGCGCACGGGAUUUAGGCCUCAUGCUGUUAAAAAAAGGACUCCUCGAGUUCCAGUUGCUUCUAAUGAUAAAGAUAACAGCAAAAAGUUUUCUUCACCGGCCAGACAAGGUAUAAAAACCAGUACAGAUGCUAGUGAUGUUAACAUGGCUCAGGAGAUAGCAUUUUCAUUGACUGAACCCUCAUACAGAGGUAGUCCCCCCCAAUUUUCCAGGACACCUAAAUUAAAAGCUAAAGGCAGUACUCCAUCACCAAUGCAGAAUGGCAAAAGGAUGUUUGCAGAAACAGAUAUGAAAAUUGCCAGGCCCCAUAGUGGCAUGAUGGAUGAGAUUGGUUGUGAGUUAAGCUUAGGCAGCAUGGAGAGAUACUAUUUAAAGAGGCAAAAAAGGGAAGAAAGUGAAAAAAAUCAUUUGGAAGACGUAAAAGAAAGUAGUAGUGGAACAGAGGAAGAACAAUAUAAGAUAGGUACUGUCAAGGGAAAACUAGGAACUAGGGUUGCGGGUGCAAAAAAUGUGAGUACCUUCCACAAGGAUAGAAAGAUUACGAAAACAGCAAAUGUUGAAAGAGAUGAAGACUCUUCCUUUGAUGCAUUACUCACUUUGGCAGAUCUAUCCUUGAGGAUGCCUGAAGCAACUGCUGAAAUAGAAGCAUCUGCACCUGUUGAGGAAGAAAACUUCAACAGUGCUAAGAAGUCUAAUCUUGAAGGGAAUCAUUCAGUUACUAUGGUUAAAGACACUGCUUUGAAGACAUCUCAGCUGGGAAAACUAAAAGAGGGAGUUCAACAAAACACUGGAGUACAAAAAAGAAAACAGAUGUCGCCAUUUAAACUGCAGAUAAAUGAGAAUGAAGCUCGGACUGAGUUUCCUUGGAGUGACAAUCAAAUGAUUGAGACUACAGAUGAGGUGAACUAUGUGAGUAAAGGAAAACGGACUUCUCAUUAUGGUACACACCAAAAGCACGGGAAAUUGGCGAAGCCUCUAGGGAUUUCAUCUUCUACUAAAGAUUGUGAAAGACAAGAGAACAAUUCAGGUUUAUCAAUUGUAGAAGUUCAAUAUGCAAACCAAGCCAACUUAUCCAUAAGAGACAGAAGUAAGCAGAAGGACAUACAGAAAGACACAAAGUCUCUGCAGAGUCUAUCAUAUGAUCAGCCCACUAAACUUGUUCCUUUAGUUCAUGAAACGGAAAUGGAUCUAAAGGGAAGACUUUCCAAUUGCUUAUCUCGGUAUCAAGUGCGGAGAUGGUGUGCUUUUGAAUGGUUUUAUAGUGCAAUUGAUUACCCAUGGUUCGCUAAAAGAGAGUUUGUUGAGUACUUGAAUCAUGUUGGACUGGGUCAUGUUCCAAGAUUAACUCGUGUUGAAUGGGGUGUUAUAAGGAGUUCCCUUGGGAGACCACGAAGAUUUUCUGACCAGUUUUUGAAGGAAGAAAAAGAGAAACUUCAUCAGUACCGGGAGACUGUUAGAAAGCAUUAUGCUGAACUUCAUGCUGGUGCAAGGGAAGGACUUCCAACUGACUUACCUCGGCCUUUAUCAGUUGGACAACAUGUUAUUGCUUUUCAUCCCAGGUCUAGAGAAACCCAUAACGGAACUGUACUGCGUGUUGACCAUAGUACGUACUGUGUUCAGUUUGGCCCGCGUGAGCUGGGAGUUGCAAAUAUAAUGGAUAUUGAUUGCAUGCCAUUAAAUCCAUUGGAAAAUGUACCUGCUUCAUUCAAAAAGCAAAAUCUUAUUGUCAACAAAUAUGCUGAGAACUAUAAGGAGCUCAAGAUUAAUGAACAACAGAUAGAAGGAAAGACUGAUGGGUAUAUGAAGGUUGUUUCUACUGGCAACCUGACUAGCCCUGCUGUCCCUUGUCAUAUUCUGCCGACAACUCCUCAAACCAAUAAAUCUUUGAAGCAUAUAGAGAUGCAAGCUAAGGAAGCUGAUGUACGAGCUCUGUUUGAGUUGACCCGUGCACUUGACAAAAAGGAUGCCGUGGUUUCUGAGUUGAGGCGCAUGAAUGAGGAGGUGUUUGAGAAGUGCCGAGAUGGAGGUGACUCUAUCAAGGAUUCCGAGUCCUUUAAAAAGGAAUAUGCUGCAGUACUAUUACAGUUGAGUGAAAUUAAUGAUCAGGUUUCUUCUGCUCUAUUUUGUUUGAGGCAGCGCAACACAUAUAGAGGGAGCUACCCACUUAUAUCGGCAAAUGCCCUGCCUGGCUUUAGCGGCUCCAGUGGCCAUUUAAGCUCUUUGUGCCAUGUCCAAGAACCAGCAAGUCAUGUGUAUGAAAUUGUUGAAAGUUCAAGAGCAAAAGCGAGGGAAAUGGUUCAUGUGGCUAUGCAGGCUGUUUCAUCCUUGAAGAGGGAGAAUAACCUCGAGAGGAUUCAAGAGGUUAUAGACUUUGUCAGUAAACAGCUCUCAGAAGAUGAUGCUGGCAGGCUACCAAUAGGAUCUUCUACCCCUUCAGCUCCAAUUCAGGUUUCUCAGGAUCAGUCAACUGCCUGCACAGAAAAAUCCGAUUCCAAGUCAUAUAGUUUAUCCAACCAAACCGAAGACCAGCUCCUUUCAGACCUUGUUGCAAAUUGUGUGGCAGCGUUGUUCAUGAUUCAGACAUGUACAGCCCGACAGUUUUCACCAGCUGAUGUUGCCUGGGUAUUAGAUCGUGCUGUGACUAGUUUGAAGCCAAUCUGCACACAAAACCUACCAGUUUAUGGAGAGAUACAAAAGUGUAUGGGAAUCGUUAGGAGUCAGAUACUGGCACUCAUUCCUAUAUAGCUUCGUCCUGCCUAAAUACGUGUCAAUAUCAGUAUAUAAAUAUGUAUCUUCGGCAUGUUGUAUGUAUAACUGUAAUCAACUCACGAAUCUAACAUCUUAUUAUUUGUAUUUAUGAUAAGUUAGAGUAAAUGUAGAAGAGCAGUUGACCUGGA
Messenger RNA from Argentina anserina (silverweed cinquefoil), 3566 nucleotides. RefSeq names its product protein ALWAYS EARLY 3. Gene Ontology annotation, biological process: regulation of cell cycle; DNA-templated transcription; regulation of transcription by RNA polymerase II. Gene Ontology annotation, molecular function: DNA binding. The transcript is spliced from 20 exons. The record is from RefSeq and is a predicted model, not a curated record. The coding region runs from base 148 to 3414 and encodes 1088 amino acids. Lineage: Eukaryota; Viridiplantae; Streptophyta; Magnoliopsida; Rosales; Rosaceae. Gene Ontology annotation, cellular component: nucleoplasm; transcription repressor complex.